Molecule: messenger RNA, 1710 nt
Organism: Linnemannia hyalina
Lineage: Eukaryota; Fungi; Mortierellomycota; Mortierellomycetes; Mortierellales; Mortierellaceae
Source: the annotation of a GenBank genome assembly
AUGUCCCAUCCCGACCACAACGGCUCCUCUUCACCCUCCGACACGAGUGAACAACCUUCCUCCACACCAGAACAGAUCAAUACAACCUCUGCCCCAAUCCCUCAAGACGCCUCCCUCACGUCCUCCUAUGUAUCCGUGAACAACGACGACGCCGACUCUCCCUCGUCAGUCGCCUCUUCAACCUACAGCGCCUCUGACGUCGAUAGUCCCAUCAUGACCAAGGCUUCCUUCCCUCGCAAAUCCACAUCUAACAGCGACAACAACACUACCAACAAGAGCAACAACAACCAUGGCUCGACCGCGGCCUCGACUUUCUCAGAUGAAAAGUCCGGAUCGACCCACAAACACGGAUGGCCCAAUGGCAAGCGUCCUCGCGGCUUCCGUACAAAGGAGGGCAAGGAGGCUGCCGAGAAGAGUAAAAACUACAAGUCGGGUGUCUCAAUCCCCCAUCUUUCUGCUCGCUGCAACACCUUUGAGGGAGUCUUAAAGCACUCUAUCCUUGGAGCGAUCCGAUCCGGUGGAGUCAGCUAUGGAUUGAAGGCCAUGGUCAACCUCUGUUUGGGCAUGCUCAAGUUGAUGAAGGGAAAAGCAUCGUUUGGAGAAAUAUUCAAGGAUUCUUUCUUUGGCAUUGAUGCCAUCCGUUUCGGAUCGUUCUUUGGUGUCUUUUCGUUCCUUUGGAAGUUUGUCAACAAUGGACUGAAGCUCUACCGUGGCAAGGAUGACCGUAUUAACGGAGCCGUUGCUGGUGCCAUUGCUGGUCUUGCCAUCUUGAUUGAGAGUCAUGAACGCAGAGUCAGCUUCGCACAGCAAAUGCUUAUUCGCGCGGGACAGGGAGUUUACAAUGCAGGAAAGCACCGUGGGUUGUUCUCGUUCCGUCAUGGUGACGCUGCACUCUUUGCCCUCGCAUGCGGUCAGGUCAUGUAUGCCUACACUAUGCAACCCGAGUCGAUUCCACCAGAGUACUUCAAGUUCAUGAUCAACACUGCACGUGUCCCUGCUGAGGCUCUGGCAUUCAACCGUGCUCGUGUGCGUGGAUUCCCAGUUGACGUGAGCCAGGUCCAGGCAUUGGUUCAACGAUUGAAGCCCACGGCCAAAUCGAUCGAGACGGUCUCUAAAUUGACCGAGUACACUGACCUGAUCCCCUGUGCGGUGCUUCACCCCUCGUAUGACUCCUGCAAAGUCAACAAUGCUGAGCGUUUUGUCCAAGUCACCAAGAACAUUCUCCCCGUCUAUGCGACCCUCAACUUUGUGCCCCUCCUUGUCCUCCGCAUGAAGCGACUCAUGGCUGACCCUGUGAAUGUGUUCUCAAGGACUUCGUUCAACACCCUCCGGUCCUCAGUCUUCCUCGCAGUCUUUGUGGUUCUGUACCAAUCCCAGAUUUGUGGACACCGCAACCUGUUCAAGAACGGGUGGAUCCAAUCCAACAACAAGUACAUUUACUGGCUUUUCGGUGUCACUUGCUCAGGAUCUGCCAUUAUGGUGGAACAGGAGAGCCGGAGAGCCGAAUUGGCAAUGUAUGUCCUCCCCAAGGCGGCCGAGUCGUUAUACAAGAUUCUGUAUCAGAAGAACUGGAUCAAGGGUGUCAAGCACUGGGAGGUCAUGAUGUUCUCCUUUGCCAUGUCGCUCAUCAUGUCGUUCUACCAGCAAGAGGAGCAAGUUCUGUCGCCUUUUGUCACAAAGUUGAUCUACCAUAUCCUUGGAAGAAACUAA